AUGGUGGUCACUAGAAGUAGAUUGAAUGCUAAGGCUGGAAAUGGGGCCACUCCAAAGAAGAUGAAGUUUCUGGAUAAUGAUGCGGACGUAAAUGAUAUUGAGUAUCAUACGGCAGAAGAAGAUGAGCUAAAUCAAUCGGCUGGUUCACAAGACUCAGAUUCAGACUCGGACUCAGAUUCAGAUGAAGCACCCGAAGAAGAGUCUACGUCAGGGAUAAGAAAUGAGAUACUAGCAAAGCAAAAGGAAGACUUGAAAUCUCAACAAGAAUUGAAAAAACUUGAAAAGGAAAGAAGAAGACAACAAAAUGUAUACAAUCAACAGCAACAAUUACUUAAGAAGAACAAGAAGCAAGAAGAUAAAUUACCCGAAUAUUUACCAGAAGACAUAUUUGAAUCAAUAUCCGAUAACGAGACAGGCGAGUCAGAGCCAAUAAUACCAUCAAAGCACUUAAAAUUACAAGAUUUUGAAAAGUUAGAUGAGAUGGAAAUACGUAAGAAAAUAAAAGAGUCGAAGUUAAAAGAACUCAAGAAAAGUAAAAAGCUUUCCAUAAAGAAAGGUCCAGUGCAUGUUAAGGUUCAACUGUUUAAUUUGGACAAAAAAGUUGUUCCAAAGUUUGAAAAUAAGGUUGUCAAUACAAGAAAUAAAUGGCUUAAGAGGAAAUCCUUAGGCAAAAAGUAA
Messenger RNA from Debaryomyces hansenii CBS767, 678 nucleotides. It is a transcript of the gene BUD21, whose product is annotated as Bud21p. The transcript has a single exon. The coding region runs from base 1 to 678 and encodes 225 amino acids. The record is from RefSeq and is a predicted model, not a curated record. Gene Ontology annotation, biological process: rRNA processing. Lineage: Eukaryota; Fungi; Ascomycota; Pichiomycetes; Serinales; Debaryomycetaceae. Gene Ontology annotation, molecular function: snoRNA binding.